Messenger RNA from Oncorhynchus nerka (sockeye salmon), 457 nucleotides. Its product is annotated as sperm microtubule associated protein 1-like. The record is from RefSeq and is a predicted model, not a curated record. The transcript is spliced from 2 exons. Lineage: Eukaryota; Metazoa; Chordata; Actinopteri; Salmoniformes; Salmonidae. Bases 1 to 453 code for a protein of 150 amino acids.
AUGAAUCACACUGGGCCUGAGAAGCGCGAGCAGAAGUUCGUGCUCGACUGCAUCGCUGUCAGUUCGGUUGCGCUCGGGUAUGAACACAUGCGCCCCCGGCUCUGGUCGGUGCUCCCCGGGUACGACGCACGCAAUGACCCCCACGCUGCGCGCUACACGACCACCCCAUCGGUGCAGAGGGUCCCACAGAAGACCACCCCGUCGGUGCGGAGGGUCUCGCAGAAGACCGAGAACAAGGAACUGAAGAGCGCCGCUGCCCAAAAGUCCCUAGACCUGAGGAACACUUCCGGAGCAGGUCACUCCCGAGAGCAGGUGAGCAACCACAGUGGUCUCAUGUCGGACAUCAAGCCGCUGAUAGGCUACAACGGGCGGUUUGGGUUUCGGCGCAACACGCCCAACCUCCGGCGGGACCCGUCCAGCUUCGGAGAGGUGACCACGUUCCAACUCCAUUGAGUCC